UUACAGGAUGAUGCAACGCAAGAUCGAUUUCGUAUUCGGGGGGACUCCCCUUUUUUUUAGCUGACAAGGCAUUAACAAAGUUUUCACUUUCGAUCAAUUUACUAAAGGGAGUCUUUAAAGUAGACGUCAACAGUUACUUACGAUAGUAUUCCCGUGCGUGUGCAUUGAACGACGAACGACGAACGACUUUCAUUAUGUGGUUGUCUUGCUCCAUUCAUUCACUUCUCGUGUUCGCCUUCUUAGUUCUUAUAAUGAUGGGCACAGCGGCGGAUAAGAGCGCCGUUUUGACCUUGAAAGAGAAUUCAGCAGAGAACAUUGAAGGUUGCUAUGGCCUCGCUUUGUGUUUCGUCAUAAACGAGACAUUUGUUCAGUUGAAGAGCAACGAUAACAGAACGUUAGCUCACUUCAGGGACCUACAGGAUGAAAUGUUUCUCUUUCAAGUACUGGACGAUGUGUUUCUCGGGUAAGUCUUGAAUACGUAAAUGCGUUUGAAGACAUAAUUAUAAGUGGGUUAAAAUUUACUCUUUAGGAAUCAAGUUUGCGUCAAACGCGAUAACUAAGCUAGUAAGCGGUGUAGUUGCUGAAAUGAAAGUAUUUGAAUUUGCCGUAACUGACGGGUUAGUUUUUUUGUUCUCUUUUUCUGUCUGGCUGAUUUGGGUAACAGAGUAAACUCAAAGGGGAUUUUAUUUUGACCAUUCUCUACUUGUAGUUGCAGUCAAAAAUACGUAGUGCUAAAAUCCACGCAAUAAUGGCAAGGGAUUCAUUAAACUACUUUCGGUCUGGCUCAGUGAACGCAAACAAAGGAAAUGAACAGACAGACUUUUUCAGAUCCCUUUGUGCGUUUCUUCCGAGCUUCAAAGCAAAAAGAAAAAAAUUAAAUAAGUGGAAAGAAACUUUUUGUCCUUGCAAUUGUCGAAGUAAUUUUAAGCAUCUCGAACGCCUGAAACAAAAAUAUAGUUGAUCUUUAGAUGAUUCGUCUCAAAUUCAAGUUUGAUAUUAAAAUGAAACGAAACGUGUCUUAAGUGCUAAGCUAAAAUUGAGGCCACGAAUAGACGUAACCCACACGUCACAAAAACGCCUCAUUUCUUCUCAACAAGGACUUACCAGGAGGAAACUUUUGGUCUAAUUUAGAAGUCCAAAAACUGUAGUCUGUCGAGCAAUGAUUCUUGCUGUAUGUUUAAAAAUCAGGUUAGCGCAAAGCGCGCGUCGACCAGCCACUUUACGCAGCCGGUAAGUGCGAGUUACUUGCAUUCCGUGUUUAUCUGAAAAAAAGGUGAAAGCUACAUUUGGUGACGUGGCUGCAUUUAAUUUUGCAUGUCGGAAAAUACCUCAAGUGACUGAUUUUAAUUUUGUACCCUUUCAACAGGGAAAAGUCGUCUAAAUUUCCUGUGCAUCUCAAUGCAAGCCAAAGCAACCUACAUGACAAUACCUGGAAGGAUAUCUUCUACUUGGAACACAAACAUCUCAUGACAAACCGAGAUUCAUUUGCUGACAAAUUCCAUUCGGCAUUGGACCGGCUGAAGAACACAACGAAGCUUGUGUUAUUGCACCACCUGUCGACUCAAUUGAAAAAGAACGUAGGUAACCACCCACUCUUGAUGCGGUUCCACAUGCUUGCCAUGACUUUAGAAGCAAAAUACGGCUCUAAUGACAGCGUUGUCCCUGAAAGACGAUGGAGCAAUGAAGAUGGACGAUACAAAGAAAGGAAGACCAAGUUUGGACACGUUCGAAAGAAAAGAACACUUUUUCAAGAAGAGAAUUCUUGUCAAGAUUUGAGGUCUGAUCCCAAUAACAACGAUUGUCUAGGAAUGUGCGGCUACGGAUGUUCAUGUUGGUAUUUUAUUUGUGGCAAUUGUUGCCAAAAUCGGCUUUGCUUUGAACAUGACAAAUGUUGUCGACAUGACAUGUACACCAUAAACUGCCUCAUUCCGAUUGUUCACUCAUUGAGCUGUGAAGACGGGUAUGGUGGCUACCCCAGCUGCUUACAAUGAGUACACUUCACACUCCGCGCAGACAGAUUCCCGAAGGAGGGAGGGAAGGGGGAAGGAGGUAGUGUCAACCUUUGCUGAGUAUGUGCCUCUGGCCUUUUAGAACCUCUACCCCAUUAUAGUAUAUUCUGUUGCCAAUUAUAGACCUUAUCUUAGCUACCUUUAGUAAUACGGUCACAACAAUCUGCACAUUUUUAAAUCCCUAUUUACCAAAAUUUUCUUACACCCAAAAUACCGAAAAUGCGCGGUCCCAACUAGUGGUGAAAAUGCGACUUAGUCCAACGGCACGUCUCCAUUAGCCUCUUUCUAGAAAGUACCGCGUCCCGAUUACCUUUUAACUGUGUAACUGCUGAGCGCGUGCUCAAACUAGUUUUGUAGAGUGGAGAGUGUUUUGCAUUGCAUAAGCACGAACACAACUUGUUAACCUAAACAUUUAAGGGAGGUCGGCUGAAUAUAUACUGUUCAACUAAAAACCAGAUCUUACUUGUCAAAUUAGGAGCUUUUCCCCACGUGAAGCUCAUAUAGGGACCAAUCUGGAACAGUCACUAUUUACCACGUGACCACCCAUAAGGCUAUGAAUUAUUCUUAUGCUCCCCUUAUGCUCCCCCAUCCCCCC
Molecule: messenger RNA, 2604 nt
Organism: Pocillopora meandrina
Lineage: Eukaryota; Metazoa; Cnidaria; Anthozoa; Scleractinia; Pocilloporidae
Source: the annotation of a GenBank genome assembly